AGGGCAUUUAAGAGCCAACCACAUUGCUGUGGGUCUGGAGUCACAAGUAGGCCAGACCAGAUUUCCGGCAUCCGCAGUGUUUUACCUUUAUCAGGUAAGGCAAGCAGAACUCCUUCCAUAAAGGACGUUAGUGAAUCAGAUGGGUAGUGAGCCAUGAAACCAUUACCGUGACUUUGUUGAAAUGGGGAAAGGUUACAGGGAGUGGAUUUCCAGACAGGAAAUCAAAUCAAACAUCACACCCUGAUCUGACAGUUAGUCAAUUCAUCAGAACCUGAAUUUCAUCGGCUUUUGAAUGGAAGGAAUAAUGUUUGUCUGUUCUGUCUGUGGGAAAAGAUUUCAAGCAUCAGUGUGACUGGAAAAGCCCUGAGACACACACACCCAAGUGAGAGUGUCCCAGUGCACUGACUGUGGAAAGACCAGUUACCCAGCCUGAAAAAACAUCACACCAUUCACAGUGCGAUAAACUGUUGUGUGUGUGGACAAGGCUUCAACUGAUCAUCCAACCUAGCAAGACACAAGGACACCAACACUAUGGAGAAUGUGUGGACUGUGGGAAAGGAUUUAGUUACGUGCCUGACUUGAAAUUCAUUAGCACACUCAUACUGCAGAGACCGUUUAUCCUAUCUGCCGAGACAUCAGCAUAUUCACUCUGAUGUGAGAACUUUUAAAUGUCCCAACUGUGAGACGAACUUUAACAGUAGCCGUGAUCUGCAGGAAAACCAAUGCAGUCACACUGGGGAGAGGCCAUUCAUCUGCUCCGUGUGUGGGAGGGAGUACACUGGGUCAUUCAUCCUACUGCAGCAUCAGCAAGUUUUACACAGCACCGUUCACCUGCCCUGUGUGUGGGAAGGAUACGCUCAGUCAUCUCAUCUCUGAGACACCAAGUAGAUCACAAGUGACUGCAAAGGUUUUACAGAGGAUUAGAAGAAGAGAAUUUAUGGAGAGGAAGGUAUCUGCUGAACUGACAGUGUCACUCAGUUCAUCAGGACCUGGAUAGCAUUGGCAUUUCAAUGUGCAAGGAGGAAUGCUUGUCUGUUUUAUCUAUGGGAAAACAUUUCAAACUUCAGUCUGACUGGAAAAAUACUGAGACACACACACUUGAGUGAGUGUGUUGCAGUGAACUGAAUGUAGAAAGAGCUUUAACCAGUUACACAGCCUGAAAAAAACAUCACACCAUUCACAGUGGGGAGAAACUGUACACGUGUUCUGUGUGUGGAUGAGGCUUCAACUGAUCAUCCAACCUGGAGAGAGACAAGGACACAUGCACCAUGGAGAAACCGUGGAAAUGUGGGGACUGUGGGAAGGGAUUCAGUUACCCUUCUGAGCUGGAGAUUCAUCGACGCAGUCACACCGGGGAGAGGCCAUUUACCUGCUCAGGGUGUGGGAAGGGAUUCACUCGACUAACCCACCUCACUGCACACCAACUUGUUCACUCUGACAUGAGACAUUUUAAAUGUUCCAACUGUGAGAAGAGCUUUAAAACAAAACAAAAUCUGCUGACUCACCAGCGAGUUCAUACUGGAGAAAGGCCGUUCACUUGUGCUGAGUGUGGGAAGGGAUUCACUCAGUUAUCCAGCCUUCUGACACACCAGCGAGUUCACACUGGGGAGAAACCAUUUACCUGCCCUGAGUGUGGGAAGGGAUUCGCUCAGUCAUCCAGCCUUUUGACACACCAGCGAAUUCACACUGGGGAGAAACCAUUCACCUGCCCUGAAUGUGGGAUGGCAUUCACUCAGUUAUGCAAACUGUUGGAUCACCAGCGAGUUCACACCGGUGAGAGACCAUUCACCUGCUUCGUAUGUGGGAAGGGUUUUGCUCAGUCAUCCACCUUGCUGAGACACCAACACAUUCACACCGGGGUGAGACCGUUCAGCUGCUCUGAGUGUGGGAAGGGAUUUACUCAGCUCUCCCACCUCACUUCACACCAACGUGUUCACUAUGAAAUGAGACCUUUUAAAUGUUUCGACUGUGAGAAGAGCUUUAAAGGUAAAAUGGAUCUGCUGACUCACCAGCGUACUCACACUGGAGAGAGGCCGUACACCUGCUCUGUGUGUGGGAAGGGAUUCACUCAGCACUCCCUCCGGCUGAAACACCAGCGAGUUCACACUGGAGAGAAACCAUUCAUCUGCUCCAUGUGUGGGAAGGGAUUCACUCGUUCAUUCACCCUGCAGACACACCAGCGAGUUCACAAGUUGCAGGAGUUGGAUUCUGCAGUUAUUGCUGCUGUUAAUCACAACCAGGAUUGAACCAUGUUCAUUCUGAAAGUUGGAGUUUGUUUCAGUUAAAGUUAAUAAUCCCUGUAACUGGGCUGGAGUUUAGUAUU
Messenger RNA from Carcharodon carcharias (great white shark), 2323 nucleotides. RefSeq names its product gastrula zinc finger protein XlCGF8.2DB-like. The record is from RefSeq and is a predicted model, not a curated record. Lineage: Eukaryota; Metazoa; Chordata; Chondrichthyes; Lamniformes; Lamnidae. Gene Ontology annotation, molecular function: RNA polymerase II cis-regulatory region sequence-specific DNA binding; DNA-binding transcription factor activity. Gene Ontology annotation, biological process: regulation of transcription by RNA polymerase II. The transcript is spliced from 3 exons. Bases 1269 to 2246 code for a protein of 325 amino acids.